CAAGACCGCAUUAUCAGGAUAAAUGGUAAUGGCUAUUCAAACUUAUACAACAUGCCGUAUUUCCACCAAUGGAUCGCGUUCGAUAGAGCUGUUUCCAUCAGUUUUCACCUGAAGAAAACCACAAGUCAUGCUGGAUGCUCUCGUUAACUCAGCGUGUUUUCUUUUCAAUCAUAAAAGCGCUGAAAAACUGGCAAUAAAGAUAAACCUGGGUGUUCGAUGACCACAACUUGCUUCUCAUACAUUCAUUAAGAGUUAAAACUCUCCGUUGAUAUCCACGCUUGUGCGUCACGUUGUUUUGAAUGGAGAAAUAACGAAUCCCUGCAUUAAGCCAAACGUGAACAAUUUUACAUGCUGUUUGUUCCAGAUGCUUCAACUAUUGUUUACCUUACGCAGUUCUAUUCACCGCAAGUCGUUUGAAAGGUCGUGCGCGCAAAGUUCUAUAGCCUUUUAUUGUCUACCACGCGUCGUCUAAAUUAAAAUGCGCACUUUGAAAUUGGCAAUAUUCCAGUCAGUGCACGUAUUAACCCUGGAGUAAUCUUGUUUUUUCUUGUGUAUUUUCACUUCUUAACUUUCAUCAAAUUCUCGGCAUAAGAUCGACAUUAUUCGUUAGUCGGUUGAGAUAAAAAUCACUGAUCGACGUCAGGCAUAAUUUUGACUCAAAAAAUGAGUUAAUCGCGCGCUAUUUUCGUAUGUUUUGCGUUUGGUGUGCAGGCUCGCUGUGACAAAAAUUUGCAAUCGUUCCUGAUAGCGUCAAAUUAGUGCAUCUGUCAGACAGCGCAAACGAGAAGGAUACACGCGAUCAAAACCAAAAAUAGUCAAGAAAGAUUUAUGCUUUCAAUUUAAAAUUACUUCUGGACAUCUUAUUGACAUAAUUUUGACAAAAGUACGUUCACGACGAAAUCAUCGUUCUCUGAAAUUUCCUUUUAGCGUCAUUUCUAGUUCGAUUUCUCCCUCCCUUGCGAGUGUUUUCCAACGCAUUUGUCAAUAAUUAUGGUGAUUACGGAUCGUAAAAUAAAGGGCCAUUUAACAUUAUGACCCUGGUAAAUUGGUGCGUUUGUUUACGCACUGAUAAAAUUGACAGAAUAGCCGUAUGGGUGCAAAGAUAAGAGCUACGUUAAAACAAAAAACAUGUUGGAAAAUUUUUUUGACCUUACGUACGCGGUCGUUUUGCAUAGCGUUUGGAAGAGUUGUGACGCCUAAACCCUGUCUAGUGUGCUCAAAUAUCAUUGUAAUCCUCUCUUACCUAAAUAUUUGCAAUUUAAAAGUGAUCAAAGUUCGAUAUAAUCCUUUGCGCGCAUAACAACUUGCCGCCCUUUUUCUAUAAGAACUAAUUGUCCGUCCCAUGCUCUUGUGAAAUUUAAUCAGGCACUGAUAAGAGUUCAUUCGACAGAUGGUCUUAGGAAAUAGGCCACGUCCCAGAUAAUCAAGGUUCAUUAAUAAGAACACAACGGCCACGAGCUAGCAGCUUUCGCGUCAGAUAAGGGAGAACUGUGGACGUAUAACAAUCGCGUGAUGGCAUUUUCUGCUUGUUUUAUCGCCCUCUUGGUAGAAAUCGCGCUGACAAGCUUGGUGCUGGCAAGAAGCAGCAGUGAUUGCGAGCAGGUUUGUAAUGCGAAGGACUUCAGUCGUCAAGUUUGUGGCUCUGAUGGAGAAACAUAUCAGAGCAAAUGCGUAUUAAGAUUGAAAAAAUGCACAACCGGAAAGAAACUUUACGUUGAAUAUGAAGGAGCAUGUCGAGCUCCACCCUCCUGUUCAGAGGACCGAAAACGUGUUUUGAAAAGCAUCAAAGAUCGACAGCUAUUACGUAUUGGUAUCUAUAUCCCAGAAUGUGAUGCUGAUGGAUCUUAUUCCGAAGUGCAGUGCAGUGUCAAUAGACGUCUUUGUUGGUGUGUUAAUAAAUAUGGUGUCGAGGUUGAUGAUACGAGAGUCGCUGGAAAAAGACCUGACUGCCGUUUCCGAAGAGGUAUUCACCAAUCCAACGAGAGAUACCCGUCUAACGAGAGAUUUACCAGAAUAUUAAAAGGUUGUUCAAAGGAUAAUAGAAUUAGCUUCAACAAGAAAGUGAUGGCAAGUUUUAAAAAGGAAAUGGCUGGAAGAAGAGGUAAACUAAAUGCCAAAGGUAUCGCAGAAUGGAAAAUAAGUGAAUUAGACGCAGACAACAACGGCUUUCUGAGCCAUAGAGAAUUGCGAACACUCAUUAAAAGAUUAAAGAGAGCUUAUUCACCUAGAAAGUGUGGGAAGACUUUCUUUUACUUUUGUGAUGAAAAUCAAGAUUAUAAAGUGUCCAAAAAAGAGUGGCUGGUUUGCUUAGGCAUUCGUGAAACUCAAGGAUGGCUGUACAAUCAGAGUUUUCCAUUUCUCGCCACAGAUACACCUCAAUGCUUCAACCAGAAAGCGAGGGCUAGGAAGCAACAAACCAAAAACCCAUCUACAACUGUAUUUAUACCUCAGUGCAACAAAGACGGAACUUACAAAACUGUACAAUGCGAGCUUGUUUCAAAAUACUGUUGGUGUGUUCAUUCUGUCACCGGAAGAAAUAUUCCUAACACUUCUGUUCAAAAUGCUCAACCAGAUUGUUCUAAACCAACCCGCAGGAUCAGACCUGCGACCAGUUCACCUCAAUCCCAUUCGAUAAAAAGAUUGUCGCAAAGAAGAACAUCUCCGCCUAAAUCAGACAGGCACUCCGUACGAAAUGUCAAAGUUAGAGAGUGCGAUGACACUUCUUGGCAAAAAUUUUGUGAAGAACUUCUCAAAAUGCUUCGUACAGAGAUGGAAACGUUGACAAAGCCUGCAUUAGAAGGUAAUUCUACCCUACCAAGUGGGAACGGACAGAAUCUGUUUUGGGCGCUGUCUCGUCGAUUACCUGAUGCCAUGAUUACCGCCUGGAAAUUUUCCCAACUCGAUGUUGACAAGGACAGUUUGAUGGUCAACGAUGAGCUCUUUUCGUCUCACAUGAAGAAAACCUUUGGCCAAAUAAGACGUGGUAGAAAAUGCAGCAAGAAGCUUGCGGUGUUUUGUGAUUUUGAUCGUAAUGGUGGACUGUCUUUGGAUGAGUGGCGUAGAUGUCUUGGCAACCGAACUUCUCGAACUCCCGGCAGAGGUUUUAUUUUAGGUUAAAAAAGAUAAAGUUAUCUCUGGUGAAUGUGAGUAAAGGUCAAAUGCCUCUUCCAAGACACUUGAAGAAAUAUAUAUUUGAUAAGGUUUGAAUGUUCAGCGAAUUCAUUUUUGGUCGCGAAGCAAACCAGUUUUGGAUAAAACUAAUAAUUUAUAAUACCUUCAACACGAACAACUGUCAAAUGUUGGGAAUCCUCCAUUUUAUGACUAUGUAAAUGUAAAUAUAUAUUCCCCCUAAAGUAUAUCGUAAUAACUUUCUGUGUAUAUUACAUAAAUUGAUAUUAUAUUAAUAGAUUUAUAAUUUUUAUAAAAGAAA
Dendronephthya gigantea is the source of this 3430-nucleotide messenger RNA. Its product is annotated as SPARC-related modular calcium-binding protein 1-like. The coding region runs from base 1513 to 3117 and encodes 534 amino acids. Gene Ontology annotation, biological process: extracellular matrix organization. Gene Ontology annotation, molecular function: heparin binding; protein binding; extracellular matrix binding. The transcript has 11 exons. Gene Ontology annotation, cellular component: basement membrane. NCBI's taxonomy places the organism in Eukaryota, Metazoa, Cnidaria, Anthozoa, Malacalcyonacea, Nephtheidae. The record is from RefSeq and is a predicted model, not a curated record.